AUGGUGGGGAAUGUCCCUAGAGUAAGAGCAAAGUGUUUAAGAAAGGGGAAGUGGCACUCAGUGCAUGCUUGUCUCUCUGAGCGCACAGCUAAGAUGAUUAUGGUCACUUGCCUGCUCCUCUCCUGCGUCUGGACCACUGCUCCAGCCUCUGUGCAGGUGACAAACAGAAAGGUCCAGUCAGUCCAGGCGGGAGGAAAUGUUACUUUUUCAUGCCGGUCAGUCACGAAAGAAGAUGUGAUACAGGUGACAUGGCAGAAGGAGAUGGAUGGGGCUGAAGACAACAUAGCAACUUACAGUACGAUGAAUGGCCAAAAAAUAGCCAAGGCCUAUGUAAGCCACAUGAGUUUUGCCCACAGCGAGUUACAAGCCUCAGCCAUCUCCCUUCAUGGAGUCACCCUCCAAGAUGAAGGAUGCUACAAAUGCAUCUUCAACACAUUUCCCUCGGGGGCUGUCACUGGCAGGAUGUGUCUCAAUGUUUAUGCCAUCUCGGACCCCAGAGUGGAAACUAAGCUUAUAUCCACUCCAGACAAAGCUGAGGACUCUGAGAAAAUGGUGGGGAUGAGCUGCUCAGCAACAGGGAAACCAGCUCCAAAAAUAACCUGGCACCUCCCCAGCAUCCUGCAGCAGAAACCAAGGGAGUAUCGCAUAAAGUUCAGCAACCAGACCGUGACUGUCAUCAGUAAUUUUACCCACACCCACUCCAAAAUCCUUCAGGAGUACCCCAUCACCUGCAUGAUCCAACACCCUUCUCUAAAUGUGACCCUGGUCCUUCCCACAGACAGCCUGGAGCAGGGUCCAGACAGCAGCAUGGCACUGGCCAUUGCCAUUGCACUGGGGGUCCUAGUCCCCCUGACCUCCCUUCUCCUUCUCACCUGCCUCUUCUACCGCUGCCUCAGGCACCUACAUGACCCAGAGAGAAACCCAACCUGGCCCUGCUGGGUAGGUCUGCCUUUCCUCAGGGUGCUGCCAAAUUCACCCCCACAGGUCUUGGAGUUCAAUACCAUGACCUGGCUCUGCCCAGCCACACCAGGGCUGCCUGCACACUGCCCAAGCCAGGCUGAAACUGGGCUGGAGUGGCACACAGGAAUGAGCCCACCAGACAGCUGGGAAGGGGAAACCUGA
Pyrgilauda ruficollis (rufous-necked snowfinch) is the source of this 1122-nucleotide messenger RNA. Its product is annotated as OX-2 membrane glycoprotein-like. Gene Ontology annotation, biological process: regulation of immune response; negative regulation of macrophage activation. Lineage: Eukaryota; Metazoa; Chordata; Aves; Passeriformes; Passeridae. The record is from RefSeq and is a predicted model, not a curated record. Gene Ontology annotation, molecular function: cell-cell adhesion mediator activity.